UUCUCUUCCUUCUCCACAAGGUAGUCACACACCACUAAGGAAGGACACUGUUAGCAGUGGAAAGUAUAGCUUAGAUGGGAAAAAUGCAAGUCUUGGGUGUAGUUGCGGUAAUAUUAGCACUGUACUGUGUACAUGCAAAAGUUUACUUUCGGGAGGAGUUUCUGGAUGGUGAUGAGUGGACAAGUCGCUGGCUGAACUCUAAGCACAAAUCUGACUAUGGAGAGUGGAAGCUAACGGCUGGCAACUUCUAUGGAGAUGCUGAAAAAGACAAAGGUCUGCAAACAAGCCAGGAUGCUCGUUUCUAUGCUCUCUCGGCCCGUUUUGAGCCUUUCAGCAAUGAGGGCAAGCCUUUGGUCAUUCAGUUUACAGUAAAGCACGAGCAAAAAAUCGACUGUGGUGGUGGCUAUGUGAAGGUCUUCCCUGCUGACUUGGACCAGGCUGAGAUGCAUGGAGACUCCACAUACUACAUCAUGUUUGGCCCUGAUAUCUGUGGCUACAGCACCAAGAAAGUCCACGUCAUUUUCAAUUACAAGGGCAAGAAUCACCUCAUCAAGAAAGAGAUUAAGUGCAAGGAUGACGAGCUGACCCACCUGUACACGCUGAUCCUGAAUCCAGAUCAGACCUAUGUGGUGAAGAUUGACAACGAGAAGGUAGAAUCUGGCAGUCUGGAGGAUGACUGGGACUUUCUCCCUUCUAAGAAAAUCAAGGACCCUGAAGCCAAGAAGCCAGAGGACUGGGAUGACCGUGCCAAGAUUGAUGAUGCUGAUGACACCAAGCCUGAGGACUGGGACAAACCUGAAAACAUUCCAGAUCCUGAUGCCAAAAAACCUGAAGAUUGGGAUGAGGAUAUGGACGGCGAGUGGGAGCCACCCAUGAUCCCCAACCCAGAGUACAAGGGGGAGUGGAAACCCAAACAGAUCGACAACCCCAACUACAAGGGACCCUGGGUGCAUCCUGAGAUUGACAACCCUGAGUACAGCCCAGAUUCAAACAUCUACAAAUUCGGCAACGUUGGUGUUCUAGGCCUUGAUCUUUGGCAGGUGAAAUCAGGUACCAUCUUUGACAACUUCCUGAUCACAGACAGUGUGAAGGAAGCAGAGGACAUCGCAAAGGAGACAUGGGGUGUGACAAAAGAGCCAGAGAAAAAAAUGAAACAGGAGCAAGAUGACCUGAAGCGAAAAGAAGAAGAGGAGAAGAACAAAGAGCAAGACACUGAAGAUGAUGACACUGAUGAAGACGGUGCAGAAGACAUAGAUGAGGAGGAAGAAACAAAGGAAGACAUAGAGGAAGUACUUUCAGAAAUGGAUCCCAAAGAUGAGCUUUGAGGAGGUGUGGCCAGAUAUUUUUUUUCUGUCCCUCCUUUAGAAACUCUGUCCUUUAUUUCCCAGGGGUAUUGUGGCUGCUGUGCAUCCUUCCCCUGAGAUUUGGACGUAACCCAACUUGGGGGCAAAUGUCAUGUAGAAUGGCAAAAUGGGUGUUAAUGGACUUAGUUUCUCUUUUUAUUUUGGUCAUGAUAUUACCACGUUUCCCCUGAAUUAAUGGAUUGAUUGUAAGGUUUUCUACCCAAAAAUUCCAUUUCCCAUUUUCUAAUAAUAAUAAGAGAAUAAGGAGGCACUGACAUCUUGAUUUUUCUUGAUUCUGUGAUGUUAUUUGCAGAUUCCAUUGCAUAGGUUUCAGUUUGCCAGAGCUGUGACUAAAAUGACAGUUGAGAUUUGCGGACAAAAUCUAUUAGCCAUUCAGAUUUUAACUUUUCUCUUGCUGCCUGGUGAAACAUAAAAUGCACAUAACUAGACAUACAAUACACAAGCUGUAGCAAUCAUAAAAUACAGACAAAUCAAAACUGUAAUGUAACUCAUUUUGGUUAUGUCUGUCGCACUGAUGUUUUUUUUUUCCCCUUCUGAACUCUUGAAUGAAGUCAUUAUGCAGAAAUUAACCUUUAUCAGAGUGCCCAGUUAAAUUGUUUUUCUACAUUGAAACAGUGUGAGUUCAACAUGUCUUAGAAAUGAUGGGACCUGCAUUAUAUCCUGAAAGUCUGGAGAAACAGAUGGUGAGCCCCUGGUGUGACUCAUGACAUAAGGGUCACAUUCUUAUUUUUACUGGACAGAAUGUUAUUGAUACCAAAGUUUUUAUUAAAAGAUUAUAAUCUUA
Messenger RNA from Scatophagus argus, 2148 nucleotides. It is a transcript of the gene calr3b, whose product is annotated as calreticulin 3b. The transcript is spliced from 9 exons. Gene Ontology annotation, biological process: protein folding. Gene Ontology annotation, cellular component: endoplasmic reticulum; endoplasmic reticulum membrane. Gene Ontology annotation, molecular function: calcium ion binding. The record is from RefSeq and is a predicted model, not a curated record. Bases 75 to 1325 code for a protein of 416 amino acids. Lineage: Eukaryota; Metazoa; Chordata; Actinopteri; Scatophagidae.